AUGCUAAAAAAGCAUACUGCAAAGUUAGAAACUCGUAGAGUGAUACCACUGACUACUUACAACUUGCAAGACAAAAAGAUGUUGAGCUUUAGGUUUCAAUUGGUGAUCAUAAAUGCUCUAACAAUGCCUACGGAUUUGCAGGAGGUCAAUGCAGUAGAGUUUCAUGGGGAAGGAUGCAACCUCAUGGCUGUUGGAAGUAGUGUGGGAAAGGUAUUGAUUUAUGACUUGCGUUCUUCACAAUCACAACCAAUGCAAGUGAAGGAUCACAUGUAUGGCAGCCCAAUUUCAAAUAUUAAGUGGCAUCAAACUCUUAACUCCGAGCGAGCAAAGUUAAUUACUAUGGAUAAUAAAAUUGUCCAGAGAUGGAGACCCUAUGGGCCUAUAGUCUUGGUAUCAAAGAUUGUGGCUGCAGUAUAG
Rhododendron vialii is the source of this 417-nucleotide messenger RNA. RefSeq lists its product as uncharacterized. Gene Ontology annotation, molecular function: protein binding. The transcript has 7 exons. The coding region runs from base 1 to 417 and encodes 138 amino acids. Gene Ontology annotation, biological process: maturation of SSU-rRNA from tricistronic rRNA transcript (SSU-rRNA, 5.8S rRNA, LSU-rRNA). NCBI's taxonomy places the organism in Eukaryota, Viridiplantae, Streptophyta, Magnoliopsida, Ericales, Ericaceae. The record is from RefSeq and is a predicted model, not a curated record. Gene Ontology annotation, cellular component: nucleolus; small-subunit processome; 90S preribosome.